Molecule: messenger RNA, 1697 nt
Organism: Penicillium longicatenatum
Lineage: Eukaryota; Fungi; Ascomycota; Eurotiomycetes; Eurotiales; Aspergillaceae
Product: beta-tubulin
Exons: 7
Coding region: 104-1450 (448 amino acids)
Biological process (GO): microtubule cytoskeleton organization; mitotic cell cycle
Cellular component (GO): cytoplasm; microtubule
Molecular function (GO): GTPase activity; structural constituent of cytoskeleton; GTP binding
Source: RefSeq, a predicted model, not a curated record
ACCUACUUUCUCCUUUCCCAUCUUCCUGACCCUCGGUCAUUCCUCAUCUCCUCUUUCCAUACCCUCAAUUGUCGAAGUUUAAUUAUCUUCACCCAACUUCAUCAUGCGUGAGAUUGUCCACCUCCAGACCGGCCAAUGUGGUAACCAAAUUGGUGCCGCCUUCUGGCAAACCAUUGCUGGUGAGCACGGACUCGAUGGUGAUGGACACGUCACCGAGGCCUCUGACCUCCAGUUGGAGCGCAUGAACGUCUACUUCAACGAGGCCAGCAGCAACCGCUACGUUCCCCGUGCCGUCCUUGUCGACUUGGAGCCCGGUACCAUGGACGCUGUCCGUGCCGGUCCCUUCGGUAACCUCUUCCGCCCCGACAACUUCGUUUUCGGUCAGUCCGGUGCUGGUAACAACUGGGCUAAGGGUCACUACACCGAGGGUGCCGAGCUCGUUGACCAGGUUAUUGAUGUUGUCCGUCGCGAGGCUGAGGGCUGUGACUGCCUCCAGGGUUUCCAGAUCACUCACUCCCUUGGUGGUGGUACCGGUGCCGGUAUGGGUACGCUCCUCAUCUCCAAGAUCCGUGAGGAGUUCCCCGAUCGUAUGAUGGCCACUUUCUCCGUUGUUCCCUCUCCCAAGGUGUCCGACACCGUUGUUGAACCUUACAACGCUACCCUCUCCGUUCACCAGCUCGUUGAGCACUCCGACGAGACCUUCUGUAUCGAUAACGAGGCCCUGUACGAUAUCUGCAUGCGUACCCUCAAGCUCUCUUCCCCCUCUUACGGUGACCUGAACCACCUGGUCUCCGCCGUCAUGUCCGGUGUCACCACCUCCCUCCGUUUCCCCGGUCAGCUCAACUCCGAUCUCCGCAAGCUGGCUGUCAACAUGGUUCCCUUCCCUCGUCUGCACUUCUUCAUGGUCGGCUUCGCCCCCUUGACCAGCCGUGGUACCCACCAGUACCGCAACCUGAGCGUUCCCGAGCUCACCCAGCAGAUGUUCGACCCCAAGAACAUGAUGGCCGCCUCUGACUUCCGCAACGGCCGUUACCUCACCUGCUCCGCCCUCUUCCGCGGUAAGGUCUCCAUGAAGGAGGUCGAGGACCAGAUGCGCAACAUCCAGAACAAGAACCAGAGCUACUUCGUUGAGUGGAUCCCCAACAACGUCCAGACCGCCCUCUGCUCCGUUCCCCCCAAGGGUCUUAAGAUGGCCUCCACCUUCGUCGGUAACUCCACUUCCAUCCAGGAGCUCUUCAAGCGUAUUGGCGACCAGUUCACUGCCAUGUUCCGUCGCAAGGCUUUCUUGCACUGGUACACUGGUGAGGGUAUGGACGAGAUGGAGUUUACUGAGGCUGAGAGCAACAUGAACGACUUGGUUUCCGAGUACCAGCAGUAUCAGGAUGCCUCCGUCUCCGAGGGCGAGGAGGAGUACUACGCCGAGGAGGGUCUUGUCGAGGAGGAGCAGUAAAUGUCUCCCAACUUUAAGAUUUGCUCGCAGUAAUACCCUUGAUAAGCUUACAUUCUCUCCUUUCCGGAUGCUGGCUCGAUGGGCCCUGCGACCCAGUAUUUUGUUUGAGCGCUCCUAAUUUUCACCUUAUCCUGUCUCUAUUUUCCUGCCUCUGGAUCUUGGGUUUAGCUUAUCGAUCACGAGGCCAGAAUAGCACAUACUGGAAAAAACAAUUGAGGAAAUGAUUUUUAAUUGUCACCGGAAAAGA